AUGGCCUCCCAAAACCGCGACCCAGCGGCCUCUGGCGUCGGUAAAGGAGCCGAGCCGAGCGGGGGCGGCGCCCGGGGUCCUGUGGGCAAGCGGCUACAGCAGGAGCUGAUGAAGCUCAUGAUGUCUGGUGACAAAGGAAUCUCUGCCUUCCCUGAAUCAGACAACCUUUUCAAAUGGGUAGGGAUUAUCCAUGGAGCAGCUGGUACGGUAUAUGAAGAUCUGAGAUAUAAGCUCUCCCUAGAGUUUCCCAGUGGCUACCCUUACAAUGCACCCACAGUGAAGUUACUCACGCCCUGCUAUCACCCCAAUGUGGACACCCAGGGUAACAUCUGCUUGGACAUCCUCAAGGACAAGUGGUCUGCCCUAUAUGAUGUCAGGGCCAUCCUGCUCUCCAUCCUGAGCCUGCUAGGAGAACCUGAUAUCGAUAGUCCUUUGAACACACAUGCUGCCGAGCUCUGGAAAAACCCCACAGCUUUUAAGAAGUACCUCCAAGAAACCUACUCGAAGCAGGUCUCCAGCCAAGAGCCCUGA
Molecule: messenger RNA, 531 nt
Organism: Castor canadensis (American beaver)
Lineage: Eukaryota; Metazoa; Chordata; Mammalia; Rodentia; Castoridae
Product: ubiquitin-conjugating enzyme E2 C-like
Source: RefSeq, a predicted model, not a curated record